Molecule: messenger RNA, 1467 nt
Organism: Schistosoma mattheei
Lineage: Eukaryota; Metazoa; Platyhelminthes; Trematoda; Strigeidida; Schistosomatidae
Source: the annotation of a GenBank genome assembly
AUGUCAGAUAAAGCAAGUUCCUGUGAUUCAUCUGAUUUCUCUGACGGUUAUCCAACAACAACAACAAUUAGUACAGUUGCAUUACAAGCUGGUAAUGCACGUAUUGUACUUGCUGUAUUACGUUGUGGAAGUUGGAUACGUGUUCGAAUUCAACGUAUGGAGCCAGAUCUUUAUGAUAUUGGUGCAAGUGCUGAUGAAGCCCGUUCAUUACACGAAAUACAUCAACAUUUAUGUACCAAAUUAGCGUCGAAACAAGAACAAAUAUCAGAACUUUUAUCAAAAGCUGAUGAUUUAGUUACACAACAAACUUCAGAUAACCAAAGUCAAGUGUAUGCAGCAAUGGCUGAAUCAUUAAACCGUGCUUGGCGUGAUUUACUCGGUAUAUUAACUCAACGUGGAAGAUUAUUAGAUUUAGCUAUGGAAUGCUUUAAUUCAGCUGACAAUGUAAUUCAACAAGCUGAAAGAGUUGAACAUUUAUGCAUUACUGGUGGUUGGGGUCAUGAUAUCAGUUCAGUUCGUCGUUUAAUUGAAGAACAUGAAAAUCUAAAACGUACUGGUUUACUAGAACCAUCUCAUAAUCUCCUGAAUUCAGCUAAUAAUUUAUUAGAACUACUUGGUCGUAUGUCAAGCCAAACUGGCAGUUCAACUUCUACAUCAAACACUGGUCCUAGACAUGCAAGUGUUGUAGCACGUGAACACGUAGCUGCAAUUACUUCAAAAGCUGGAAUGGCUAGAAGACAUGCAGAAGAUAUUUGGAAUCGUCGUGAUCAUCUACUUCAAUUAAGAUUAACUGUUGUUUCUAUGGAAGCAGAAUUAGAACGUAUUGUUGAUUGGUUUGUAAAGACUGGUGAACCACGUUUUUCAGACUUACAAGUUGGAACAAGUUUAUCUGAAUGUCAAACUAAUUUAGACAGACUGAUGACAUUAGCAGACGAAGUACGUGAUUUACAAAGUGCUCAUUCACAUUUAACUCAAGAUCUUCAUCAAGCAACAACUACCGAUUCUUGGCGUAGAAAACGUGAAAAAAGUGUAUCUGAAAUAUUACGUGCACAAGAACAAGAACUAGGAAUCCAUUCUACAUCAUUAAGUAUGGAUGUAGAUAAUGAAAAUGAAUUGAAAAGUAUUCAUGAUUCCGAUACAUGGCGUGUUACACAUGGUGCAUAUUCUGAAUUAAUUACACGAUUAAGAACUACUGAAUCGUAUAUUUGGGAAUUUUUAGAUCGAAUUGAAAAUCGUAGACGUCAAUUGCAUACUAGUGUGAUUUAUUAUAGUGAAAUCAAUGUGUUACUUAGCCAAAUCUAUCAGCUUGAAUCCGAUAUGAAAAGGACACGAGAUCUUCAGCAAACUGGAUUAGAGGAAAUUUAUUAUAAUAAAUUAACUGAUCUAGAAGUACGAGUACCUGGAUUAAAACAAACAAUGAAUGAGUUAAGAACAAGUUAUAAUGAAAAAUUAGUCCAUCUAAUUUAA